GGAAUGAGAUUCUUUAUCUGUUCCCAGCUAGAAUUACACUCGAGUGGGUGUAUUUGUCUUUUCCUGCUCGUUAUUGGUAGAAAAGUAGUGCGCUUGAUUGCCCCUACAUUUCUCCUCCGCUUGUCUAGAUCAUCGCCGAAAGAAACUACCCCUCUCAGAAAUCCAUCUUCAUACAAUAGCAGUCUCUCUCUACUCAUAACUUCUUCCUCUCUCACUAAUCCAACCUUUAAAUCCAACCCAUAGACCCUACCCGCAAAUGCUCCUUGAAACCUUCGCUUACGGCGAGAUCCAUGCGCUCCAAACCGUAACAGUCGCAAAGAACCCUACUACCCCAAUCCCCAAUGGCAGCUACUGGGUGAUUCUCAUCCACGGCGGUGCAUGGCGCGACCCAACCCAAACCGCCCUCGGAUACCUCCAGCCCGCCGCCGCUACAAUCCUCUCCCCCUCCUCCCCCAGAAACCCCUCGAAAGCAUUACCCAUCGCCGGCCUCGCCUCAAUCUCCUACCGCCUAAGCCGCCAUCCAAACCACCCACAAACCGCAUCAACCACUCCCCGCACCGAUCUCCGCGCCGCCACCCACCCAGACCAUAUCCAGGAUAUCCACGCCGCCCUGCGAUUCCUGGACGAGAAGUAUGAUAUCGGAGAGAGGUACAUUCUCGUCGGACACAGCUGCGGCGCAACGCUUGCGUUUCAAUCCGUGAUGGGCCGGUUUCAUACGGAGGAGGAGGAGGAGGAGGAGGAGGAGGAUGUGUUCGUGGACCACCACCACCACCACCCCUCUCCCACGGCUAUUCUUGGAAUGGCGGGGAUCUAUGAUCUGAGACUGCUCCGGGAUUCUCAUCGAGAUGUAUACGCGUACCAGGAGUUUAUUGAGGGGGCGUUCGGGCCGGACGAGAGCGUCUGGGACUUUGUCUCCCCGGCUGUUGUAAAGGGCGCGGAGGGUGUCGAGGGCGCAUGGCAUUGUGGGAGGUUAGUGGUGUUGACGCACUCGGCUGGAGAUGGCCUGGUUGACCCCGAACAAAGAGAUGCAAUGAGAGAUGCGCUAGGUACGUGGCGGAGUCGGAGUCGGAGUCCCUCUGGGUCUGUAAAUGGGGAGAGACAGGUACAGUAUCUUUCUGUAGAAGGGGAGCAUGAUGAAGCUUGGGAGAAGGGAGAGGAGCUUGCAAGGGCAAUAGCUUUCACGUUUGAAAAGUUAGAGGAGAUGGGUAUACUUUGACGGCUCUGACCUGAAUGAGGAGGGGUUUGAGCGGUGGCUAUUCUGUGAAAUUAUGGAUGCAGGAUAGUUGCAGGAUAUAUGUAUGCAUUUAUGAGUUACGUUUCACGUCUAGAAGGCAGAGGAUAUGAAACUAGUACACAUUAGAAGAAUAGAAAACAGACCUGC
Aspergillus ochraceoroseus IBT 24754 is the source of this 1381-nucleotide messenger RNA. Its product is annotated as arylformamidase. The transcript is spliced from 2 exons. Bases 257 to 1216 code for a protein of 319 amino acids. The record is from RefSeq and is a predicted model, not a curated record. Gene Ontology annotation, molecular function: arylformamidase activity. NCBI's taxonomy places the organism in Eukaryota, Fungi, Ascomycota, Eurotiomycetes, Eurotiales, Aspergillaceae.